AUGCCGACCGUAACACAGGCUACCGUCAGCACCAGCGUGGAUGUGCCGGCCACGGCCAUUCAUACUCAGAGCGCCAAUUGGAGGCCGACCAAGUCAGUGUCACCACCACAAGAUGUCUCUAGCACGCCAUCGGAGAAGAAGCGCGCGAGUAAAUAUCGACAUGUUGCUGCAUAUCAUUCAUCUCUACGGACGUCGCCUUUAAGCACGGACUCUCCGGUCAAUCCGAGCUUUAUUGGCUUUCGCAAUCUGAUGGUCAUUGUUUUAAUUGUGAUGAACUUGAGACUAGUUGUGGAAAAUUUCAUGAAGUAUGGAGUUCUCAUCUGUAUAAAAUGCCACGACUACAGGAAAAACGACGUUUUUCUUGCUUCAAUCCUCACUGCACUCGUCCCGUGCCAUCUAUUCGUGGCAUACAUCAUCGAACUAGCUGCCGCGCAGCAGGCCAAAGGCGCCAUCGGCCGGAAGAAGAAGAGUGACAAUGUCGCUGCCCAGACAGAAAAGGAACAGCAGACUUUCCAACUGACCUGGCGCUUCAUCGCUUUGGCGCAUACCAUCAAUGCCACAUUAUGUUUGGCCGUGACGAACUUUGUGGUGUACUACUAUGUCCACCAUCCCGGUAUCGGGACUAUAUGCGAACUACAUGCCAUUAUUGUAUGGUUGAAAAACUGUUCAUACGCAUUCACUAAUCGUGAUCUUCGACAUGCUAUGCUCCAUCCAUCAGAGCAGUCAAAGCUUCCCGAGAUCUACUCUACGUGUCCAUAUCCACAGAAUGUCACCGUGGGCAAUCUGGUGUACUUCUGGCUUGCGCCUACGCUGGUCUACCAACCUGUAUACCCGCGAACAACGCAUAUUCGAUGGGGUUUUGUCGGAAAGCGACUUGGCGAGUUUGUUGUGCUAUCGGUGUUUAUCUGGCUGACUUCAGCUCAGUAUGCUGCUCCUGUUCUGCGCAACUCGCUUGACAAGAUUGCUGUGCUGGACUUUACCUCCAUCAUUGAACGUAUUAUGAAACUGUCAACGAUAUCGCUCGUCAUCUGGCUGGCAGGAUUUUAUGCACUGUUCCAAUCACUCUUGAAUGCACUAGCCGAGAUUAUGCGCUUCGGCGACCGCGAAUUUUAUUCGGACUGGUGGAACAGCUGGAGUGUCGGAAUGUACUGGCGCGCCGUCAUUGCCGUCGCCCUUGGUGGGAUACCUGUACUGUCAUGGAUCCAGGGCUCAGUCGUUACUAUUCUACGCAAACCUGCCAAAGUCCCCUAUCCGCAACACUAUGCGACGGCCGAACAAUGCAAGGAAAACCCCGCCGCACAUAAAUUCAACAGCGCCCAACGCUCCCACGGCAAUCUAAUCGAAAACAUGGCCCAGACAAUGCUGUACAUGCUCGUUGCAGGCCUCAAAUACCCCAACGCAACUGCCGCACUGGGCGCGGUAUGGAUCGUGUUUCGCGCUUUGUACGCGCAUGGAUAUAUCACGUCCAACAAGAAGAAUGGCAAAGGACGGUUCAAUGGGGCACCGUCUUGGAUCGCGCAGGCUGCGCUUUGGGGGUUGGCUGUUUUUGGCGUUGGAUGGGAUUUGAUCAAACUUUGA
Talaromyces amestolkiae is the source of this 1578-nucleotide messenger RNA. RefSeq lists its product as uncharacterized. The record is from RefSeq and is a predicted model, not a curated record. Gene Ontology annotation, biological process: triglyceride biosynthetic process. Gene Ontology annotation, molecular function: diacylglycerol O-acyltransferase activity. Lineage: Eukaryota; Fungi; Ascomycota; Eurotiomycetes; Eurotiales; Trichocomaceae. Gene Ontology annotation, cellular component: endoplasmic reticulum membrane. The coding region runs from base 1 to 1578 and encodes 525 amino acids. The transcript is spliced from 5 exons.